Molecule: messenger RNA, 1141 nt
Organism: Siniperca chuatsi (mandarin fish)
Lineage: Eukaryota; Metazoa; Chordata; Actinopteri; Centrarchiformes; Sinipercidae
Exons: 6
Coding region: 184-738 (184 amino acids)
Source: RefSeq, a predicted model, not a curated record
GACAUGUUUCUGCAGGACCGCAGGCCACUGGCUGGCGCAUAGCACAGGCUUGUGGUGGGCUGUUUGUCUGUGUGAAACUGGCAUGGCCUGCCGUUCCCCUGCAUCUGUUCCCCAUUAGCAGAGCCGAGAGUAUAAAGCAGGGAGCUGACAGGGGCUGGGAACACUCGAGUUCCUGACUGGAUCAUGGGGUUUACUAUCUGGCUGUGCGUGCUCUGCCUGCAGGCAAGCCUGCUGUCACAUGCCCUCGACUGCUCAGGAGCAACACAGGGAGAACUGUGUGUCAGCAGACAGACCGCAGACGGACAGUAUGAUGAUCAGAAGCAGCAGAGGGCGCUACCCUUAACUGAAGGACAGGUUUUGUUCAGACCUAAGAGACAGUUGGAGCGGAGGGGUCCCACCCACCUGAGCCACUCCAGCCAGCCUGGGGCCGUCUCUGUCAAAGGCUUCCCUAAUACUCUCAUCCAGCAGGCUGAUAGGUCCAGACGACACUUGAUUCAAGCUGCGAAUAAGAAAAAGAACAAGCAAAAAUCCCGCGCCGGCUCCUUCUCCCUCCUUAUCAGUGACAAAAAAUCCAACCCCCUAAAGGUGACUAGAGCGAGGAGACAGGUAAAGACCGAGCCACCCAAGAGGGGGAAGACAGGUCGUUCUGGGGCUUUCUCUGUCCUGGGAGAUCCACAGAAUGAUGGAGAGAACGACAGACCCAAAAGAAGCAUACAGAAGAUGAGUGCUGCAAAAUAAAAUGUUCUUUCAGAUUUGGCAAAGCCUAACAAAAUGUGCGCACAGUACAAAUGUGUCCUUUUUCCAAAAAAACCUUGGUGUGAAAAUCUGACAUUUGGAAUAAGAACAUCUGGGUUUGGUUUGAGUAGUUUUGAUGUGCGUGUCCAACAUGGCUGUUUCAACUGUAAGCGAGCUUACUUUCAUCAGCCAGUCUGAUACUGAUACAUUUUAUAUACUUUUUAAGUUUCUAAUAUAUUCCUGCAUGUUAUAAAAUCACGUCUCAAAAGAUGCCAUAUUAAUAUUCUAGUUUGCCAUUUUGUUGUAACCUAUUUAAUCACAGAUUCCUUAUGAAGAUUGGGGGUAUAUUUUUGCAGAAAUAUUUCUUGUGUUGUUGUAUCAGAUUUCAAUAAAGGUUUAGUGGAGA